Aspergillus nomiae NRRL 13137 is the source of this 946-nucleotide messenger RNA. Its product is annotated as SCO family protein. Gene Ontology annotation, cellular component: mitochondrial inner membrane. The coding region runs from base 32 to 946 and encodes 304 amino acids. The transcript has 3 exons. NCBI's taxonomy places the organism in Eukaryota, Fungi, Ascomycota, Eurotiomycetes, Eurotiales, Aspergillaceae. Gene Ontology annotation, molecular function: copper ion binding; copper chaperone activity. Gene Ontology annotation, biological process: mitochondrial respiratory chain complex IV assembly; intracellular copper ion homeostasis. The record is from RefSeq and is a predicted model, not a curated record.
CAAACCCGGCCCAGUCCUACCUUCGACACCAAUGGCAUCGACAAUGAGACCUCUCGUCCAAAUGAUCGGACGAGCCUCGCGCUCCAGUAUUCCCUCCCUCGAACGCAGCACCCUCCGAUCAAUCCCGUCGCAAAACGCUUUCGUUCCUCUGCGAACAAAACCAACCCACUCCGCAUACACUCAGACCCUCAGACACAAUGGCCUCGCCUCUCAGCGCUCCUUCAGCACGACCACCUUCCGCGCUCGGGCACGCACAAUGGGUCAGCUGAAGGCCCGGAACUCCACCGGUCCGUUCUCGUGGAAGUCCGCGCUGCUCUUCGUCAUUACCGGUGCGGCCAUGAUCGUGUAUUUCCGGGUGGAAAAGGAACGGUUGGCGCGGAAGCGCAUCGCAGAGAUGAGCAAGGGAGUUGGCCGGCCGAAGGUUGGAGGCCCAUUCGUGUUGAAGGACUUGGACGGCAAACAGGUUACCGAAGAGGAUCUGAAGGGGAAGUACAGCUUUGUUUACUUCGGCUUCACGCAUUGCCCUGAUAUCUGCCCGGACGAAUUGGACAAGAUGGCCGAGAUUAUUGACAAGGUGAAGGAGGCUACCAAGGGCGAAAACAUCUUCUUGCCGGUCUUCGUUACUUGCGACCCUGCUCGCGAUACCCCCGAAGUGCUGCGCUCGUAUCUCCAAGAGUUCCACGGGGAUAUCAUCGGCUUGACGGGCACCUACGAGCAGGUGAAGAACAUGUGCAAGCAGUACCGGGUGUACUUUAGCACACCGCAGAACGUGAACCCGGGCGAGGACUAUCUGGUGGACCACAGUAUCUAUUUCUACCUGAUGGACCCCGAGGGCGACUUCGUCGAAUGCAUUGGCCGCCAGGACACCCCCGACUCGGCCACCAAGGUCAUCCUGGAGCACAUCAACGACUGGAAGCGCGAAGGCAAGCCAUUGAGGAAGGACUAG